Desarmillaria tabescens is the source of this 1663-nucleotide messenger RNA. RefSeq lists its product as uncharacterized. The transcript has 6 exons. The record is from RefSeq and is a predicted model, not a curated record. Gene Ontology annotation, molecular function: hydrolase activity, acting on carbon-nitrogen (but not peptide) bonds. NCBI's taxonomy places the organism in Eukaryota, Fungi, Basidiomycota, Agaricomycetes, Agaricales, Physalacriaceae. The coding region runs from base 74 to 1393 and encodes 439 amino acids.
GCAAUCGACAUUUUUUAAUAAUUCACGGCCAUCAUCAGCAUGUACACUCCGCAUCGUGAGCAGUUCCUUGUCGAUGGACGCCAGCAAGAACGGAGACAUUUUCACCAUCCUCGCUGGUCGCCUUUUCAACCCUAACAUUGAAGAUUUCGUUGCGAGUCAACUCAUUGUCGUAUCGAAAAGAACUGAGCUGAUUGUCGAUGUGCAUGACUACAUCACUGGCUCUGUCGACAUCGAUUUACGCCAUCUCACGGUUUUGCCUGGAUUCGUGGACGCUCAUGUUCACAUGUUCCUUCAUUCGUAUGCCGAGACAUCGUGGAUGGACCAGCUAACGAAGGAGAGUCUUGCUGAACGCACCAUCAGGGCUACUGUUCACGCCAGAAAGACCUUGCUGGCAGGAUUCACGACAGUUCGCGACCUGGGAACAGAAGGAGCGGGCGAUGCUGAUCUCGCCUUGCGUCAAUGCCUUGCUGGCCCGAAUCCUAUCAUUCCUGGCCCAAGAUACUUCUGCGCUAAUCGUGCUCUCGUUGCCACUGGAAGCUAUGGUCCGAAAAGUUCGAUACAUCCACACAGUGAAGGAAUAGAAGGCGUUACUGGAGCAGAGGUCGCUGAUGGCAUAGACGAAUGCGUCAAAGCCGUUAGAAGACAGGUCGGAGCUGGCGUAGAUUGGAUCAAGAUUUAUGCAGUAUCAGACUCUUCUGUGCGUUCUAGAGUCGCGCCUGUCUCUCCUGUCAUUGGAGCUCGUGCCAUACCUACUUUCACGUACAGCGAGAUCAAAGCUAUGGUUGAUACUGCACGCGCCCUGGGUGUCAAAGUCGCUGGACACGCCAAGACAGCAGAAGCGGUAUCAAAUCUUCUCAAUGCUGGCGCGGACUCCAUCGAACAUGGCUCUCAAAUGUACAAGGAUGUUUCUUUAAUGGGCGCGUUCUGUAAUUCGCAGUCAACAAUGUGGAAUCCUACCCUUGCUGUUUAUCAUUCCAUGCGGCACGACAGUCCCCAGGGAUGGGAAGACGUUCAGACCUCCUUCCGGCAAGCGUUAGCGAUGGGUAUGGACAAUAUCGCAUGUGGAGGGGAUACAGGUCCAUUCCCUCACGGAGAUAAUGCUCUGGAGAUGAAGUUGAUGGUCAGACUUGGUGCACCGUGGAAAACGGUACUGAGAUGGGGCACAUUAGGCGGUUGGAAGUGUAUCAGACCGAUAAACAGGGAGGAGGAUCAGAAUGGAGGCGCGGGAGAUAAUGAUAUUCGGUUUGGCAGCGUCGAAGCUGGCUGGGCAGCUGAUUUAGUCGCAUUGGAAGGGAGCUUGGAAGAUGAUUUCGAAGGAACUUUGGAUAAGGUGAGCUUCGUGAUGAGGGGAGGGAAAGUGUACAAGUUGGAUGGAAAGGCGGUAGAUCUUUGACAGUAAGCUUGUGUUGAUGUAAAAUUACGAGUUUUCUGAUGUGUAUUUUUUUGAUCAAAGUGUUUAAGAACGUUCAACCGGUUCCUCGUGUCAAAGUACAAGAUGGAAAAAGUCAUAAAAGUCAUUACAGCCAAUGCAAUGUCUUAUUUUAUGGUGUCCUACCACCGCCCCUAACACACAGCCAACCACAACCAGGCGCAGCUCAUUAUCCGGAUCUAAUCCCUUCAAAACGUUUGUCCGGGUUCAAGCCACAUUCAUGAAGCGGAGGUA